AUGUCUGUCCGUAUAUUUGAGGGCACAAAUCACGCCAACCUUUACUCCCGAUUCCGGCCCACAGUUCCCGACGAAGUGAUCGCUGAAGUGCUCCGCUUUUUAGAGGGAAGGAUACCGUCAGACAAGUGGGACAUCGCUGUGGAUGUCGGGUGCGGUAGUGGUCAGGGAACCAACAAAUUGUCCAAAUUCUUUGACAGCUGUUACGGCUAUGACGUGAGUCGGGCGCAGAUCAAUGAGGCACAAGUGGUCAACCAUUCGCACAAUGUUUACUAUGAUGUCUCACCGGCCGAGAGUCUGCCCAACAUCGGCACAGACUCUGUGCAAUUGGUGACCGCCUUUACGGCCGCGCAUUGGUUUGAUUUGCAGGCCUUCUUCUCAGAGACCGAUCGUAUAUUAGUGAACAACGGAGUGGUGGCACUCAUAUGCUAUCUACUGCCCGGUCCCGACCCCAUAGACCCGCUCAACCCCACCGACAAGAGACUAAUCAAACUGAUGUCCGAGAGUUACUACGACCCCCGUCUCGCCCCCUAUAAGAACCCUAAGAUCGUGAGCACAGAAAUACAUUACAACGACUUCCGGUUCCCAAAUCACUACGACUUUGUCCAUAAGGACAACAUUGUUGUGUCCAAAACCACGUUCGCCCACGAGUUGGUCGGCUAUUACCAGUCGUGGUCUCUAUAUCAGGGGCUCGUCCUGAAGGAUAAACCACUCGCCGAUCAAUGCCUACAAGAAUUCAUUGCGAAACUGAAGGAUAUAUUGAAAACUGACGAUUUGUACACUAAAGAGAUUACUUAUUGUAUGCCUAUUACAGCAAUUGAGGCCAAGACUGGCCCAACACCGGCCAUCGCCGCCAACCCAACCACAACUCCCUGUCCAUUAUGUGGCCGUAAUUUCCUACCCGAACGUCUG
Messenger RNA from Medioppia subpectinata, 909 nucleotides. NCBI's taxonomy places the organism in Eukaryota, Metazoa, Arthropoda, Arachnida, Sarcoptiformes, Oppiidae. The record is from the annotation of a GenBank genome assembly.